AAUUUAUUCUUCGUAGGUAGCAAUACGAAAAAGAACCUCAUUUUCCAGGUUCCCAGUGAAUUGCAGCGUUCGGCCUUUGCAGACAAGAAUAUUCGUAUGCCCAAUACGCCGUCUGUGGCCGUGGGCAGAUCGGCGAAUCUCUGAUCUUAAGCUCAGUAAAGGCCAAUUUGUAUUUCCGCUGGCCUGAUCGGCCUUCGUUCUGCUGGAUCCCGAGCUCGGCUCCAAGCUGAGGGUCUGGAUCUUCGAGGCGACUUCUGUUGUUGAGUGGAUCCGUAAAUGCAAGCUUUGAAUCUGGGAUCACGAUAGGAAAGGGACUUGGAGCUGGAUAACGGAAAAUGGCGUGGUUCGGGAAUGUGUCAUUGGGGGGCUUCUCGGAUUUGGCUGGGGCCGUGUCGAAACUGAGUGAAAGCGUCAAGAACAUCGAGAAGAAUUUCGAUAGUGCUCUCGGAUUGGAGGAAAAACAUGAUCCCGACGACGAUGGUUCUGGAAAAUGGACAUCAACAUCAGGUAGAAAAGGCCUUUUAGAACCUAUGAUGUCCUUUAUGGGGAAAAAAGAAGAGGAAAGUACUUCUGGACAAACAGUACAAGUUGAAUCUUUACAACACUCUUUAACAGCUGAAAAGCAUGAGAUGACCUCAAGUUUUACAUCCUCUGAACCCAUGAGUAAAUCAACUAUUUCUUCUGAAAAGGAAAAUGAAGAUUCUGUAACCAUAGAUACUGACAUCCUUUGUACUAAUGCCAACAGCAUGAUUGAAGAACCUCAAAUCCUUGUUGUGAAUAAAACUGUUGAAUCAAACUGUUUACCAGCUGAAAUGGGGUCUUCAUUGGCUGGAAGCAAGGAAGAAGUUGAUCCAUCAUCCAUUUUCCAACAGACAACAGAUGGUGACAUCCAAGCUAGUGAUAACUUAAAACCAGAACAUCCUGCACAACAAAUUGCUGAUAGUGUAGAAUUAAUUGUCAGCAAUGUACUCAAAGAACCUGAAGAGACAGAUCAUAUAUAUGAUUCACAGGGAACUAAUGUCAUACAGGAGAGUCAAGCUGAGCAGCCUCUAGAUAAAUGGUCUUCUGAACAUUCUAAAGUAAUUGUCCCAGAUAACCUUGAUAAAGAAGCCUCAGUUGCUCUUCCUGUUAGUAUAGAAAAGUGUGAUAAUGUCAAUGAACCAUCAUAUAACAAUGUUUCAGAUGCAAUCCAUAGUGAGCAGGAUCAUGCUAUGUCAUCUGACUUGGUAUCUCAUGAUACAAAUGAACCUCCCAAGUCUUUAAAAGUGAACUCCAGGGAAAGAGAUGAUGAAGAUGAGAAUGCCAAGCUUUCAUUUACUUCUUCCGAUAAUGCAUUGGGUUCAGUGGAUCAACCAGGGGAAAUAGAGAAGGUAAAACAAGAAAUGAGAAUGAUGGAAUCUGCAUUAAAAGGAGCUGCUAGGCAAGCCCAGGCUAAAGCUGAUGAAAUUGCUAAACUGAUGAACGAGAAUGAACAGUUGAAAUCUGUCAUUGAGGAUCUAAAGAGUAAAUCGAAAGAAGAAGAAUUAGACACAUUGCGAGAUGAAUAUCAUCAAAAGGUGUCAGCUCUUGAAAGAAAGGUUUAUUCUCUCACCAGAGAAAGGGAUACAUUAAGGAGAGAACAAAACAAAAAGAAUGACGCUGCUGCUCUUUUGAAGGAGAAAGAUGAGAUAAUCAGUCAAGUUAUGGCUGAAGGUGAAGAGCUGUCAAAAAAGCAAGCUGCUCAAGAAGCAACCAUGAGGAAACUAAGGGCGCAGAUUCGGGAAUUUGAAGAAGAAAAACAAAGACUGAACUCGAAGCUCCAGGUUGAGGAGACAAAAGUAGAAAGUAUGAAGAGGGAUAAGGCAGCUACUGAGAAGCUGCUGCAGGAAACCAUAGAAAGAAAUCAAGCAGAACUUGCUGCUCAGAAGGAAUUUUACACCAAUGCACUUAAUGCAGCCAAAGAAGCUGAAGCCUUAGCAGAGGCACGAGCUAACAAUGAGGCCAAGGUCGAACUUGAAAGUCGACUGAAGGAAGCAAGUGAACGUGAAGCUAUGUUGAUUCAGACGCUUGAGGAGUUGAGGCAGAGUCUGACUAGAACUGAGCAGCAGGCAGCAUUUAGAGAAGAAAUGCUGAGAAGGGAUAUGGAUGAUCUUCAAAGACGCUACCAUGACAGUGAACUCCGCUACACUGAAAUGAUCACUCAAGUUCCUGAGUCAACUCGACCACUUCUAAGACAGAUUGAAGCUAUGCAGGAGACCGCUGCAAGAAGAGCUGAAGCCUGGGCUGGCGUGGAAAAUGCACUAAACUCUCGCUUGCAGGAGGCAGAAGCCAAAGCUGCAGCUGCAGAAGAAAAGGAACGAACCCUAAAUGAACGCCUAUCUCAAAACUUAUCUCGGAUUACUGUUCUUGAGACUCAGAUUGCCUGUAUCAGAACAGAGCAGACACAACUAAGUAGGUCACUUGAAAAGGAAAGGCAAAGGGCAUCUGAAAGCAGACAAGAAUAUCUAGCAGCAAUAGAAGAAGCUGCUACUCAAGAGGGCCGUGCCAAGCAAUUUGAAGAAGAACUCAAGGAGAUAAGAAAUAAACACAGAAGGGAGUUACAGGAUGAGGUGGUUCACAGAGAACUUUUGGAAAAGGAGCUCGAAAGGGUAAGAGCUGCCAAAGAUGAACUGGAAAAAACUAUUUCUCAUGAAUCGAUUCCAGUUGCAAAUCAAAAUUCAACCAAAAACUUACAGAUUAGGAAGCUUUCAACUGCUGGGAGCUCCAGUAGUAUGGAAGAAAGCUUUUUCUUGCAAGCGUCUUUGGACUCAUCAGAUAACCCUUUCUCAGAGAAAAGGCACUCUGGGGAAGCAAUGGUUUCUCCAUAUUUCCUGAAGAGCAUGACACAUAGUACUUAUGAAGCAUCAUUACGCCAGAAGGAUGGUGAACUUGCAUCAUACAUUUCACGCUUGGCUUCUUUGGAAGCUAUUCGUGAUUCUCUCGCUGAAGAACUAGUCAAAAUGACAGAGGAGUGUGAAAAGCUGAGAGCAGAAGCUGCAGCUUUACCUGGGUUAAGAGCAGAGUUAGAAGCCUUGCGACGAAGGCAUUCAGCGGCACUGGAACUUAUGGGUGAACGUGAUGAAGAGUUGGAGGAACUUCGAGCCGAUAUCAUCGACCUGAAGGAGAUGUACCGAGAACAAGUGGAUUUGCUUGUGAACAGGCUUCAGAGAGUAACCUCAUCAGUUGGUGUGAACUAGCGAUACGCUGCAAAUACGCAUCCGUUGCUGAACGUGAUCGAUCUGUUUGGUGAUACAAAAUUUUGACUGCCUUUCGAAUUGUAAUCAACUCUCUUGGUCGGCCCCUUCUUUGUAUUUGCUGUAGUGGUAUACGAUGUAACGAAUUCAGAAUGGAAUGUGAAGUUGAAUUGCCGUAUAUCUUUAUCACUUCGUAUAUGUGAAAUAAUACUUUUUGGAGUUUUGUUGUUGA
Molecule: messenger RNA, 3444 nt
Organism: Zingiber officinale
Lineage: Eukaryota; Viridiplantae; Streptophyta; Magnoliopsida; Zingiberales; Zingiberaceae
Product: golgin candidate 5-like
Exons: 20
Coding region: 336-3215 (959 amino acids)
Source: RefSeq, a predicted model, not a curated record